This is a messenger RNA of Branchiostoma belcheri (Belcher's lancelet), 2134 nucleotides long. RefSeq names its product alpha-galactosidase 2-like. Gene Ontology annotation, biological process: carbohydrate metabolic process. NCBI's taxonomy places the organism in Eukaryota, Metazoa, Chordata, Leptocardii, Amphioxiformes, Branchiostomatidae. The record is from RefSeq and is a predicted model, not a curated record. The transcript is spliced from 7 exons. Gene Ontology annotation, molecular function: hydrolase activity, hydrolyzing O-glycosyl compounds. Bases 595 to 1479 code for a protein of 294 amino acids.
GAAGAGACCACGUUCCCGUCACAUGAUUGAGGAAUAUUUGUUUUUCUGUGUAAUCAUGUUUACAUUAUGCCAGCUGUAAAUCACUAACGUUCUCUAGAAAAUAAGAAAGUCGACAAUGGGAGGUGCACGCCAGACGUUGGGGCUUGCCGUAGUGUUCCUGAUGACGACCUGUCUCUGCACCUGUGGGCGGCCACCACGGGGCUGGAACAGCUAUGACAACAUGGAUGGGUACAGUCUGAUGAUGAACGAAACAGCAGUGCUCCAGAUUGCUGCAGCCCAGAGGUCCCAGCUGCUGUAUUACGGUUAUGAUCACCUGGUGCUGGAUGCCGGUUGGUUCUGGAACAUCACGGCCGACGCUCCAAUUUUGGAUGACUUUGGUCGCCCCCUGCCAGACCCAGAACGCUUCCCUCCAGUAAGGGAACCAACGGGCUGGAGAUUCUGGCUCGCCAAGUUCAGGACAAAGGUUUGAAGUUCGGUGUCUGGUUCCUCCGUGGGAUUCCUUUGCAGGCAGUGAAGGACAAGCUGAGGAUCUACGGCACACAGUACACAGCAGACCAGAUCGCCCUGCCCAGCACGCAGUGUUCCUGGGACAACAUGAACUAUGGCAUCAACACAUCCCACCCUGCAGCCAUGUACUACUACAGGUCUGUAACAGAUAUGUUCUCCUCCUGGGGCGUGGACUUUGUCAAAGCCGACUGCUUCUACGGAGGAGAGAUUCACAAGGACGAGGUGGCGCUGUUCUCUCAGGCCGUCUCCCAGACGACAAGAACGAUGACACUGUCGUACUCUCCGGGGAACGAGGCUAACGUGACCAUUGCUCAGUGGUUGGUGGAUAACGGGUAUGCUGACAUGUACAGAAUAACAGCUGAUACGUGGGACAGCUGGACAGGUGCAGAUGGAAUCGCCAAACAGUUCCCGGCAGCUGCUGCACAUGCUAAGCUGAUAGGUGUAGGUGAUACGUACCCUGACUUGGACCUCUUACCACUCGGACAUUUAGGACACUUGACUGGAGCCCACAGCCCCCCACGCUCCACACGUCUGACCAUGGUGGAACAGAAGACAGCUAUGACCCUGUGGUGCAUGGCCAGGUCACCCCUCAUGUUUGGAGGGAAACUUCCCACAGACGACAUGACUCUAGGCCUGCUGACUCACAAGGAGCUGCUCAGGCUGCAUGAGUUUAGCAUGGGAAACCGCCCAGUGUACCAAUCUGGUGACACAGUGGUGUGGCACGCGGUCAGCACGAAGCCUGUCACUCUUGUAGAACACUAUGUGGCCUUCUUCAACCUCGCAGUGGACCACUCCCUAACCGUGGCUGUCAACUUUACAGACCUCAGCCUUCCCUCAGGGCAACUGUACAGUGUGAUAGAUACCUGGGACAGCCAUAAUCUGGGCUUGUAUAAGGAUUCGUUCUCAGCUACUGUGUAUGCACGAGGCUCUGGCUUGUACAGAAUCAUCAAAGACUUAACUCCACCUAGUUAGAAACAAAGUUGUGGCCACACUGCCAUUGCUGCAAGCAAUCAUAAUAUAUACAGCAGGGAUGUUGCAGAACAACCUAUUGCAGAUGUUUUGUUUGAACUUUUGAGAUGAAGUAAGCUUUUUAGUUAUUCAUGUUAUAUGUGAUGCAAUCUAUGCAUACAAGUGUCUGUAAAUAGAAUUCUAGAAGCUGCCUGGUUGGGGGUGGGGCAGAAGAACUAUGCAGCUGAUAAGCAUGAUGAUAUUAUGGAUAUGAUUCAAAGAUGAUAUCAUGGUCUUGGAUAUGUUAGAGAUACAUGCACUGCAUGAUGAUGAAGGUUGUUAAAGGAUAUCAUUUUUCACCGAAAUGGUGACAACACUGACCAUGGCAUGUUUGUACAGGCUUUAUUGGUCAUCCAAUUCUUCCAUGUUUUGUCUGUAUGGUCUAAUUUUUUUUCUAAAACUUUUAAUGGAGGGGAUCUUGCCACUGAGAACAGUAGGCGUAUCCUCAUCUGAUACUUGCUGUUAGAUGUGCCAAGGCCAGGUAUAUGGCAUGUGUUGCAGUGUAAUACAUGUAUAACCAGCUGCUCCUGCAUUGCUUGACUGCAAAACUGUUACCCUAAGGAAAGGGUGGACAUACCAGCUAUACAGAUACAGAUGUGCAAUACAGAUCCAAAAUACU